UGUCAGAGGCAGGGUAUGAUGACCUGGAGAAAUGUCCUCAAAAUCCUUUACAUUGGGCUGAUGCUGGCUAUUGCCAUCACUGUCCUCCUGGUAUUUUAUACCAAGAUGACUUUACAAAAGUUGAUUUUGAGAAGUCUUCAAAAGGAACUUCAUUUGCCUCUGUCUGAAUGGAACAAGACAGUGAUAAAGAGAUUCUCUCACUUGGAGGUGGAUUUGCAGCAUCUGAAAGAAAGUAUGAAAUUGGGUAUGAAGCAACAAGAAAAUGUGGACAGCACAGUGGAGAUGGUGAAAUAUGAAGAACAUCCUGUUCAAAAGGCAUUGGAAGCCAAAGCAAGUGAGACCAAGGAGCACAAACCCAAAGAGAUACUCUUCCCAGACGCCCAGCUUUUCAGGCAGUGGGGGAGGGUCCAGCAGAAAAAGGCUGAGAACUUUUUCUGGAAGUUUGGUUACAACGUUUGCCUCAGUAAUCAGUUGCCCCUUAAUCGCACCGUCCCAGACACGCGAGAUUCCAUGUGUCUUCAGAAGACAUAUUCUACACAACUCCCAUCCUUCGGUGUCAUUCUCAUAUUCGUGAAUGAAGCUCUGUCCAUUAUAGAAUGGGCUAUUACUAGUAUCAUUAACCACACCCCCUCUCAAUUGUUAAAGGAGAUCAUCUUGGUGGACGAUUUUAGCUCAAACAGAGAACUAAAGGCAUACUUGGACAAGAAGAUCAAAGUUUAUAACCAGAGGUAUUCAGGAUUACUGAAAAUAAUUUGGCAUGAAAAAAAGGGUCUUGCUCAAGCACAUAACACUGGCAGGAAAGUGGCUAUAGCUGAUGUGAUUGUCAUCUUGGAUGCUCAUGUUGAAGUGAACGUUGAUGGUUGGGCAGAGCCCAUUUUGGCUCGGAUUCAGGAAGACCACACAAUGAUUGUGUCUCCUGUUUUUGACAACAUUCCUUUUGACACCUUCCAAUUGGAGAACUAUGCACUGGCAGUUGAUGGGUUCAUUUGGGAACUAUGGUGCUGCUACGAUCCUCUGCCAAAGGACUGGAUUGAUCUGCAUAACGUCACUGCUUCAGUGAAGAGUCCCUCCAUCAUGGGCAUCCUGGCUGCCAACAGGAUCUUCUUGGGAGUGAUUGGAUCUCUGGAUGGUGGAAUGCUGGUCUAUGGAGGAGAAAAUGUGGAACUUAGCUUGAGGGUGUGGCAGUGUGGAGGGAGCAUCGAGAUCUUGUCCCGUUCCAGGAUUUCUCACCUGAGACACCACAAGCCCUAUGCCUUGUAUCUGAGUCUUGCCUUGAAGCACAAUGCUCUGCGAGUGGCUGAAAUCUGGAUGGAUGAGUACAAAUACGUGGUCUACAUGACUUGGAACAUACCUCUCCAGAACACUGGAAUCAAUUUUGGAGACAUUUCUUCCAGAAUGGCACUCCGGAAGAAACUGAAAUGUAAAACUUUUGACUGGUAUCUGAAAAAUGUUUAUCCAAACCUGAAGCCAAUUCACAACAUUGUGGGCUAUGGAAGAAUGAAAAACACAUUGGAUGAAAAUAUCUGCCUAGAUCAGGGACUUGUUUCAUCCAACACCUCCAUCAUGUAUUACUGUCAUGAAUACAGUACACAGAAUGUCUACUAUCACCUAACUGGGGAGUUCUAUGUGGGACCACUGAUUGAAGAGGCAGAUCCUGAUGAUCACUGCCUGACAGACCCUGGCAAUGGGGAGAAGCCCACUUUAAAGCCAUGUUCCAAAGUAGCCCAAAACAGACUGCACAUAUAUUGGGAUUUUAAGCUGGCGACAAAGGAAAAGGCUGGCACAGUUGUCCAAACAAGGAGACCUACACAUACAUUUCUGGUAGCGGCUGGACAGAGAGGGCCUGGACACCCAACUUCUCAGGAAGACGAGAUCCCUCCUUGGAUCAUGCAGCCUGACAUCUCUCCAGUGGCCUCCCACAAGCAGUGACCAGAUUAGAAAAAGCUGAGACCAGACCUGCCAGCAUUAAAGAUGGGGCCCAGGAUGUUGGGGUGAGGCUGUGGGGGGAAGGUAAAAGGUGGUGGGAGGGUCAAAAAAGACCACGUAUG
This is a messenger RNA of Prionailurus viverrinus (fishing cat), 2048 nucleotides long. It is a transcript of the gene GALNT8, whose product is annotated as polypeptide N-acetylgalactosaminyltransferase 8. Gene Ontology annotation, cellular component: Golgi apparatus. Lineage: Eukaryota; Metazoa; Chordata; Mammalia; Carnivora; Felidae. The record is from RefSeq and is a predicted model, not a curated record.